AUGACACAGGUGUGUAUGUGUGUUUCAGGUAUGAUCACAGCCGUUGGUCUGUCUAACCUGCAGUUUGUGGAUUUGAACUCGUCCAGAAAUCAAUUUGUUCUCGGGUUCUCAAUGUUCUUUGGUCUGACUCUGCCCAACUACCUUGACAGACACCCCCAGACAAUUCACACAGGUGUUGCAGAGCUUGAUCAGAUUCUGACGGUUCUUCUUUCCACUGAGAUGUUUGUUGGAGGGUUUAUGGCAUUUUGCCUUGACAACACAAUACCAGGGUCCCGACAGGAGCGAGGUCUGGUUGACUGGACCGCUGUUUCCUCUAGCUCCUCAUCCUAUGACCUUCCCUUGGGGAUGGGUUUAGUGCGGCGAACUGGCUGGCUCAGACGGUUUCCCAUCAGCCCCUCCUUCAAAGGUUUCCGGGCUUGUGAGGGGGAGGGGGAGGGGGAGGUUGAAGCUGCUGACAUCACCCAGUGCAGCACCAAGGUGUGACUGUUAUGUCAUCAUCAGUGGACGUCCACUGGGCGGGAAUCAAACCUGUGAUGUCUUUUUUCUGGAAUGAAGUUUCUACAGGUGAUGCUGCGUUCAAUGACCCUCAGAUAAAAACCGUGGAUUGUGUUUGAUGCUGAUUUCCAGAGACUUACUGAGGUCAACAGCUUAACCCACUUUAAAUGUAAUAUUGAAUUUUAAAUGUGAAUAAUGAGUAACACACACAUCCAAAUCAAGAUCCAUGAUAAUAUUUACUACAUGAAACUGAAUUAUAAGUCAGAAAUGUCUGAUCUCUGAUAAAAAUGUUGUUAGGGUCAGAACCAAUUGAAAGAGGAGAAACUUCAACGAGCCAAUCACAGCUGAGUGUGAUGUCACAACUAGAUGACCAUAGAGGAUAUUACGUCCACAGUGGAGCUGUGUGCAGCAUAUCUUCUUCAAGAGUCUCUACUAAUAGUUACAACUGUUGUGAUCAGCACGUCCUAUGUUACCAUGGAAACCUAAAGCUACUUGAAGCAUAUCCCAGACUGACUGCUGAAAAUGUUUCUAAGGAAACUGUCGAUGUUCAUGACUUUUCUAUAAGUCAAAAAUAAAAAAGUGUUUUUAUAAUCA
Messenger RNA from Labrus bergylta (ballan wrasse), 1089 nucleotides. The record is from RefSeq and is a predicted model, not a curated record. Lineage: Eukaryota; Metazoa; Chordata; Actinopteri; Labriformes; Labridae.